This is a messenger RNA of Pleurotus ostreatus (oyster mushroom), 1485 nucleotides long. RefSeq lists its product as uncharacterized. NCBI's taxonomy places the organism in Eukaryota, Fungi, Basidiomycota, Agaricomycetes, Agaricales, Pleurotaceae. The transcript has 10 exons. The record is from RefSeq and is a predicted model, not a curated record. Bases 1 to 1485 code for a protein of 494 amino acids.
AUGUCGGGGGAACUUGGAGGUCUCUCCACAGAGUUGAAUCCAUGGUGGCCCACCUAUUACGUGGGGCAGCCAGCACUACAGGCCUACUGGGAGGGGCUCUUCCAUAAACACGGUCUCGAGGCGCACACGCAAUUCAACAUCAUUUACAAGAGUGCUGUCUGGGACGCGGAUUUGCAGCAGUACCGUAUCGUUUUGGAGGACGGCAUCACUGGCGCGAAGAUCGAGACUGAGGCUCAGGCCAUCGUCUUUGCGAUUGGCGGGUUUACGCGGGCCAUGUAUCCCCCUGAAAUAGAGGGUCGGGACGCGUUCAAGGGGACUAUCUGGCAUUCGGCGGAGUGGAACCACGAGUAUGAUCUCAAGGGCAAACGUGUCGGGGUGGUUGGCAACGGCUGCUCAGUGGCACAAUUUCUUCCCAAGAUUGCUGCAGAUCCCUCUGUCGAGGUCGUCAAUUUCUGCAGGACCCCUCAGUGGUAUAUCCCUCAGGCAAACUUUAGGUACCCCGGCUUGGUGAAAGCGCUAUUCGCCUAUGUGCCUGGCGUGAUGCGACUUUACAGGAACUUCCUUAUGGCGAGGGCGGAUACAGGAGCUUUGGCCUUUCGUAAGGAGAAUACUUUCGUGGUCAAGCAGGCCAGAAAGCGUUUUACCAAAUACCUCAAAUACAAGGUUCCUCAGGAUAUGAUCGAGAAGCUAACACCUUCAUAUCCUCCUGGAUGCAAACGCAUCAUCGUCGACCCAGGUUAUCUAGAUGCCGUCCAGCAGCCCAACGUAACCUUGAACUGGGAUGGUAUUGAUACAAUUGUCGAGGAAGGCAUCAAGACUAAGACUGGCGAAGUCAUUGAGCUGGACGCCAUCAUUUUCGGCACUGGAUAUGUGAUUGAAAUGGGAACCAUGAACUUGGUCGGCCGCGACGGUAGAACUCUAGAAGGAUAUUACGCAGACCGUGGCGGCCCUACUGCCUACCUUGGUACCUGCAUUCCCGGGUUUCCCAAUGCAUUCACCUUGCUAGGACCCAAUACGGCCACCGGGCAUGCUUCCGUGAUUUUUACUGAGGAAGCGCAGAUAAACUUAGCCGUGCAAUUGCUCAAGCCUGUUUUGGCAGGCAAGGCGAAGUCCUUCGAGGUAACCGACCAGGCCACAAACAAAUACGAUGACUGGUUGCAGCGCCGGCUUUCGACCUCUGUCUGGACGGACUGCCACUCGUACUACCACAAGAACCGCACGGAAACGAAGUCCAGGAUCGUCGCUACCUUUCCCGGACCAGUGUCCUAUUUCUGGUGGAUGUUACGGAAGCCUGUGUGGGGAGACUACAUCUCCGUCGGGGCUGAGCCAUGGUUCAAGAGUAUGCGAAGGAAGAAGUUAUUGAGAUUGGCUCUCUUUACUGCUCUGCUCGGACUCGCCGUCAGUCUCCGUCUCUUGCGCCCACAGUCUCUCCCACCGCGAGUUGCGGAUGUUUGGGUUCAGGUUCUGAAGUUAUUCUCCCAGUAA